Molecule: messenger RNA, 3087 nt
Organism: Trypanosoma theileri
Lineage: Eukaryota; Euglenozoa; Kinetoplastea; Trypanosomatida; Trypanosomatidae
Exons: 1
Coding region: 1-3087 (1028 amino acids)
Source: RefSeq, a predicted model, not a curated record
AUGCAGUGGAGUUCGGAGGAACAUAAUGCCCUCCUGCAAUUCUUAAGUAACGUCACUUCCUCUGAUCCUGCAGUACAGGCGGAAAACAUCUCGCAACUCCACCGCUUGCAGACUUGGAGUGCGGCACCAUACGCUAUAUUGGAUGUAUUAUGCCAUGAACAUUACCCUCUUUCAACCCGGCAAGCCGCUGUUUUAAUUCUCAAACAACUGCUACAAUUGAACCCAGAGUUUGUUCACACAUUAGAUGUUGGGGCAGUUGAAUCAUCACUCUUGGGAGCUUUGGCAGAUCCAAUCCCAGCUGUACGUGUGGGGGCUAGUCUUGUAGUUGCUGCCAUUGUAAGUGAAGGUGGUCUUCUUAGCAAGUGGCCUAUGCUGCUAAAUACACUGCAUCAGCGUUCAUGCAAUAUUGUAGUUCAAUGUCAAGAGAGGAAGGAUACAGAAGGAUUUUCCGCCAUCGCGAUGCUUCUCAUUGGCUUAUCCACGUGUACAAGAAUUCUAUGUGAAGAGUGUAGUACAGUACUUUGUGAACUUGUCAGUAUGAAUGAAGAGACAUGUAGUUGCCUUAGUGAACUUCUUGGUAAUUUAUUGCAUGCUACUUCCAUUCUUCUACAUGAAACAACCUCUUCUAUUCCUGCUAUUGAAUCGGUUAUUAAAGCUGUAACAAGCUGUUUUACAGAGGAUAUUUUUUCACUUCAUGAGAGUAGUAAUAAUGAUUUAGAUACUUCUCCAGAAGUAGGAAAUGAAACCAAGCAUUCUCCAACCCAUGAUAUACUUAAUUACGCAUUAUCCGUUCAUAAGGCUUCGUGUCUCCUCAUUGAGAAUCUCUCUAAUGGGAUGGUUAGUACAGGACUUGUGCCUGUGGUUUUAGACUACAUGAAUAUAACCCUUCAAUGGAACUCUUUUGGAAGUUCUUAUACAACACGUGCUGUAGCUGCUGUUCUCCCGCAAGUCUUCCUCUGUAUGAUGAAUACUGACGAACAGACUCUUGUUCUUUGUCUCGAUUUUAUCAAUCAUCUCGCCCAGCAUGAGGAAGGUGGAAGGUUGGUACUGUCAAGCCUAGCUUCAGAAGCAGCAACAGCUAUCUUUCGCUGUAGUUUGUUGCCACCCUCGAUGCUUCUCUGUAGUCCAUCCUUGGAACAAACUACACAUAUUCCAGAUGAUGAGACCACCGUCCGUGCCUUUGUACAGAAUCAACAGGCAACACUGGCAGCAAUCGAUGAAGAUGAUGAAUAUGAUUAUGAUUAUGAUGGUAAUGAUAAAAGUAAUAAUAAUAAUGAUAAUGAUAAUAAUGAUUCAGAUAAUGAAGAGUCCGUCACAUCGGUUAGGCAAGCCCUAACAGAGCUACUGGAUGUUAUGAGUUGUACUUGCCGUGAGGAUAUUCUUGCACAUUUAAUGCCAAAACUCUUCUCUAUACUAACAUCUGAAUCACAUGGUGGGGAUAAUGAAUCUAUGCAGUUUAUAGAAUAUGCCUUAUUUCUCUUCUCAGAAUUGGUGGAGGAACUUUUUGAUGAUCUUGAUACUGUCUUUGUGUCGGGUGUCGUACAGAACUGUUGGGUUACCUUAGCUACAGGUUCUUCUUCACCGUAUUAUAUUCGCUAUCAAGCUGUUCGAUGUGUAGCACGAGUUGCGAGUGGGUGUGCAGGGAGUUCACAAGGUUUUUCCACUAUAAAGGAAGUGUUUUCUCCUUCAAGAGCUAUACAACUGCUCACAGAUGUUAUUGCUGAUGAUGGUAAUAAACAGGUUCAGUUGGAAGCCAUUCAGUCUAUUACUACUGUUAUUCUCUCCUCACUAGAGGAUUGUCGUAGGAAUAACACUUCAGAAGGUUCAGAAUGUUUUUCAUCUGUUUUCCAGAGACUAUUCUCCAUAUUUCCACAUAUGCAACUUGGCGCCCGAACAAUGAUGUACCGUUGCAUCUCAAAGAUUUUCCCUAUGGCGUUAGAUAUUCCUUCUCUUAUCGAUGAAACCACCGUUAUGCACUCCAUUACAGUUCUUGGGACCCAUGGUCAACAACUCGCUUCCGUAUUUCUUCCAAACACAACACAAAUAGCUUCUUUAUCUUCUGCAGUGGAACUUGUAUCACUUCUAAACACCCUUGUAGAUGUUGUUUUUAACGCUGGGAGAAUGGUUAUAACACAAACCCUUAACCCUUUGGUCUCGUUCGCUACUAUGGUGUUAAGUUGUUGCCAUGAUGAAUCCACCUCUUACACUUCUUCUGUUUCUUCUUCAGCGUUAAGUGUAUAUGGGAGUGAUCUUGCUACACUUGUCUUUGAUAUGCUCGAUGCUUGCUGUGAUGCUGUUCUGAGUGAUCAAGAAUUACUCUCUCAUUCAGAGGCCGCUAUGCAUGGGAAGAGACUAUUGCAUGAAGUAAUACUAAAAUACUUGGAAGUAAACCCACAAUUUCAUGUGGUGGAGCUUUGCUUUCAAAUAAUGGAACACCAACCAACUGAAGUUGAACUACGACGUUCCUGUCUGGCAUUUUUAACUAGUGUUGGGCGUUUCUAUGAUGAUUUUACCAUUAUUUGUAGAAUUUAUCAUAUCUGUAUGAACGAAGUGACUCGUACCCCUGUUGCAGAAAAAUCUAUUAGUAAUGCUUUUCUUUGUCUUUCGCAGAUAUUUUUUCGCCUCAUUCUUUCAAAUCAAGAGGAGAAAAAUUAUUUCUUACAUAACUCUGUCUCAGAGCAGGAACUAAAUACUUUAGUGAAGAUCUUAUCCCAUUCCCUUUCCUCAGCAGAUGUACGGAAGUCCACGCAUAUGAAGACUAAUGCUUUUAGUUGCGCUUUGACUUUGGCUGUUCUUCAUCCAAAUGCUUUUUUACACUCUGAGAAGAUACCUUCAAUAUGUCGUACUCUCCUUGAGAAUGCUGCUUUGUGUCUUCCUCAUAUGGAAAAUGAUGUGGGAGAUCAGUUUCGUGUAUUAACCAUUCUCCCAUUGCUGUUAUCCAGGGAAGAGCAGCAAGAGCUACUUCAGUUUCGACAGCUUCCAGCGAUGGUGAAGAUUUUAAACGUGGUUCACAAAUUUACUGUAAAAGCUCCUGUAGAACUUGGAAAUGAAGUUAAAAAACAGUGGAUGCCUUUGAUGGAACUUUAA